AUGGCGCCAAAAAAGCAACAAGCAAAACAGGUUCCGCCUGGUCCCGGUGAUGAGGCGGUCAACAAGUCCUCAGACAACGCUGUCGCAAACCAAUCUCAGGCAUCUCCAAGUCAGCAUCAGGCAUCUUCAGAAGUUACCAAGAAGAAGAAGAAUCGUCUACAGACAUCGUCCGCAGGAAAUCCGAAACAGGCUAUCGAUCUCACUGGCGAUGACUCCGACACAGCAUCAGCUAGCAAGAGCACUGCAAGCACUGCAAGCACCAAACAAUCACAGCCAGCUCCCAAGAUGGAGAAUGAACCCAAAGACACUCAGGAAUCCAUGAGCGGACCUCCUGUGCCUGGUCUUGCUUCCUUCGCCAUCAACCCACAAACAAGCCUGAGUAACAACAGUGUGAUGGGCACAUCAGCGACCGAGAUCGAUGUUGCUCAGAGACUCUUCCAGCCACCGAUGAACAUGAACACACCCAUCCCAUUCAGCCCUGCUUCUUUCCCAUUCAACCUCCACCCAAACCCAAACCAAAGCCCAAACACCACCACCACCACCAUGAACACCACAGCCGACCAAGCAUCGCCAUCCGACCGCCCCGCCAAACGAGCUCGAAUGGACGACCCCGCCAGCACAGAGAAGAUCCUCGUCAUGCCCACUGUCCAGCAAUUCCGCAACAUGGCUCCCCCCUCCUACCUCACACCCAGCAUGAUCAACACCAACACCGCCACCGCCCCACCCCAGCUCUCCUCCGCGCCAAGCUUCGCCAAGAAAAUCGAGCUGUCACGUGAGAUCGGCGCCGCCCUGGGCAUCUCCCAGCGAGAUGCGUAUCAGCUUCUAUUGGAGAAUGGGUGGGUGGGGGAUGACGCCGUGCUGGCAUACCUGGGCGGGGGUAGGCCGAAGAAGGAGGAGGAGUAG
Endocarpon pusillum Z07020 is the source of this 903-nucleotide messenger RNA. RefSeq lists its product as uncharacterized. The transcript has a single exon. Lineage: Eukaryota; Fungi; Ascomycota; Eurotiomycetes; Verrucariales; Verrucariaceae. The coding region runs from base 1 to 903 and encodes 300 amino acids. The record is from RefSeq and is a predicted model, not a curated record.